AUGGAAAGGCCCAGCCUGAACUCCACAGAGGGUCAAAAUGCGACCACAGUGACAACAUUCGUCCUCUUGGGCUUCACAGAGAAGCCCGAACUGGGUCCUCUCUUCUCCGGUGUCUUCUUCCUUCUCUACAUGUUCACUGUGCUGGGCAACGGCUGGAUGGUCACCUUGAUCAGAGCUGAACAGCGUCUUCACACCCCCAUGUAUUUCUUCCUCGGUAACCUCUCCCUCCUGGACCUCUGCUAUUCAUCCGUCAUUGCGCCCAAAGCCCUGGAGGUCCAGCUUCAGUGGGGUGGGGCAACCAUUUCCUUGCCAGCGUGUGCCACCCAGAUGUUCUGUUUCACAACCCUGGUGACUGCCGAGUGCUUCCUCCUGGCAGCCAUGGCUUACGAUCGCUUCUUGGCAAUCUGCCACCCAUUGACCUAUACUUUGCUCAUGACCCAAGGGCGCUGCCUCCAGCUUAUCCUUGGGGCUUACAGCUGUGGACUUCUUGGCUCCAUCGUUCAGACCAGUGGCGCUUUCCGCUUGUCCUACUGUGGCCCCAACCGGAUCAACCACUUCUUCUGUGACAUCCCCGCAGUCCUGAAGCUCUCCUGCUCAGACACUCGUCUCUCUGAAGCUAUCCUGUUUGCCUCCACGAGUGUCAUUGCUGUGGUGACCACAGCCAUUAUCUUCAUCUCAUAUAUGCAAGUUCUGUGGAGUGUCCUCAGAGGCCACGCCAGUCAAGGGCGGCGAAAAGCCCUCUCUACCUGCGCUUCCCAUCUCACUACUCUUAGUCUCUUCUAUGGCACCGCCAUUUUCAUGUACGCCCAGCCGAGGACCAAAGGGUCCCAAGACCAAGACAAGGUGGUUUCCAUGUUCUACACACUGGUGAUUCCAAUGCUGAAUCCGCUGAUCUACAGCUUGAGGAACAGGGAUGUGAAGGAAGCCAUGAAGCACCUGAUGAGCAGGAAGAUAAGAGGUCUGGCUGUUAAGUAA
This is a messenger RNA of Euleptes europaea (tarantolino), 975 nucleotides long. RefSeq names its product olfactory receptor 5B21-like. NCBI's taxonomy places the organism in Eukaryota, Metazoa, Chordata, Lepidosauria, Squamata, Sphaerodactylidae. Gene Ontology annotation, molecular function: olfactory receptor activity; G protein-coupled receptor activity; odorant binding. The record is from RefSeq and is a predicted model, not a curated record. Bases 1 to 975 code for a protein of 324 amino acids. Gene Ontology annotation, cellular component: membrane. The transcript has 2 exons. Gene Ontology annotation, biological process: sensory perception of smell; G protein-coupled receptor signaling pathway.